This is a messenger RNA of Amoebophrya sp. A25, 3960 nucleotides long. NCBI's taxonomy places the organism in Eukaryota, Dinophyceae, Syndiniales, Amoebophryaceae. The record is from the annotation of a GenBank genome assembly.
AAACAAGCCACUUAAAUUUUCACUUGUUGAAAGAACGUGAAAACUCCUUUUUCUUUUUGUUUAGUUUUUUAAAGACGACUGCGAGGCGACGUGAAAGCUAACGAGAUUACAAGCGCACAGUUGAGCUGCAGCUUGAGAUUAAAACAUUCCAAAUUACUAACAACACUUCCACCCAGUAGUACUAUUCAUCUUGAAAGAACCAUCACCAUCAUGUCUUUUCCAGACGAGUCUCCAUCUUCCCAGUCCUCUUGGAAGGAGUGCAUUGAGGAGGCAGAGCGAUUACGCGAUGCAAAGGACUACUUCCAAGGUAUGCAGAGGAUUCAGCGUGCCUUCGAACUAUGGGAAGAGGCUUACCUGUUGCCAGAACAAGGGGAGACAGAUGAUAAAAACAGUAGUUCUCAACAUGGUCAAGGAGGAUUUCUCUCAGUAUCUUCUUUGCUACAACAAUUAGGAGACAAGGUGGCUCGGAGCGAAAAAGCGAUUCGAGAAGUGAUAGGUGCGAGCUUUGCGUCAAGGGAGGACCAGUACACAAAAGGACUUCUGCUGACGGAUCCGCAGGCUUUUUGCAAUCAUGUCUUGUUGCCGCUAUUCCAAGACCUGGCGGGAGAUACGGGGGCGGGAGGAGCGCAUAGCAUUAUGGGUGAAGUAAAAUUUAAGCGAUUAAGUAUAAGUAAGUAUUUGUAGGAUUAGUUUUAGUUCUACACAAGAAUGUUCUCGAACAGAAUCCAAGAACGAAAAGAUGAACAACAUUUGCCUACUGUUCCUACUUUUCCCCAUCUAUCAUGACUUUCUCCGUGCUCUUUCUUGUCCUUCUUCUAAGCUACCCAAAAAAGUUGGUCGCACGAUCAUGAACAUUAUUCGGAAAGAGGUCUCCCGCUUGUACCUGACAAGAGCUUCUUUACUAGAGGAACUCUCAGCCGAAAGUCGCGCACGAGUCGAGUAUCAAGCUAUCCUGUUGAUUCUGUUCUUAGAUCAGCAGAUAAAGCGAUCAACAGAGCACGAGAGCAGUGCUCCGACAACAGCUGAGCAGGAUGACGAGCAGGAGCAACACGUGGCAGAAGAAAUGAAGAAACUACAGAAAUUCGUACUCUCUAGACUGCGGCGUUGCGACGAGAAGAAAACAGAAUCGAGUUCAAGUAGCACGUCUACUGCUCCGAAGGACUGCCCUACAACUGGUACCAAUAUUUUAAGGGUAGGUUAAAGGUGCUUUUCUUACCGCUUUUUAUGCCUCUCUCCCUUAGGAUGAGAAAGGCAUAACAAGCGGGGUAAGCGAGCACCAAAAACCUACCUCUAAAUAAAGCAGAGAAGAACACGGGCAGCACGACUAGAAAAGGUUCGAAACCAGCCGCAGCCUCUGCAGACAAGAAGAUACCUGUGACGAUAUUGACCGGUUUUCUUGGCGCGGGAAAAACAACACUCCUGAACAAAAUUCUGCGUGAACAAAAUUCUGAUCUUAAGAUUGCUGUGAUCGAAAACGAAUUUGGGGAAAUUGGGAUCGAUGACUCGCUCAUCUACAGGAGGCAAGAGUUAGGAGACGAGAUGAUCAUAGAGAUGAACAACGGCUGCAUUUGUUGUACCGUACGUGGCGACUUGAUUCAGGGAUUGAGAAACUUGUUGCAGAGGGGAGGGGCGGAAUUGGACGUACAACACUUUUAGUGAUGUAGAAUCAUGAUAGCCUAAAAACUACACUCCCUAACGGCAAUCACACGUCCAUCUACUUAUGUUUUAGUGAUGUAGAAUCAUGAUAGCCUAAAAACUACACUCCCUAACGGCAAUCACACGUACAUCUACUUAUGUUUUAGUGAUGUAGAAUCAUGAUAUUGGAAAACUGGAUAUAUGUUUUAGUGAUGUAGAAUCAUGAUAUUCGAAAACUGAAAAUAUCCGAGUUACUGACUCCUGAAAUAAGGGAGGUAGCUUAACAUCAAGGCUAGUCUUCCUUCUCGUCAGUAUCUCGGUUAUUCUGAUCAUUUACUUGCUUAUUUCAGUUUUCGAAUAACCCAAAAAAUGCACUCCCUAACUGCAAUCAUACCCAAAACUCGCACACACCACGUCCUUCAUUCCAUUUUCAGGCUGUCAUCAUCGAAACUACUGGCCUCGCUGAUCCUGCACCUGUUGCACAGACUUUUUUCGUCGAUCCAUUGAUACAGCGCUCUUUUCGGCUAGACAGUAUUGUCACCGUAGUGGAUGCGAGGCACUUUCUCCUGCACUUGGAUGAGGAGAAACCCGAAGGAGUGGAAAACGAGUGUCAUGAACAGGUGGCUUUUGCGGACAAGAUAUUGCUAAACAAAUGUGAUUUAGUCACGGCAUUCGAUGAGGGGGAAAGUUACGCCUUGUUCUCUUUGAGUGGAGAUGUAACUAGUUAUAAAGUUGACUUCUAUAUUUAAGGCUCGGAGAAAUUCAUCUUAAGAGGCAUCUUUGACCGCUUUCCUAAGGAGGAAGUGCGUUAAAGAUGCUCUUCAAGAUGAAUAAAAGUAAGGUCUAAUAUAUCUAUUCCUAACAAUUGCUUUCUCUAGUAUCGUCGCAGUUCUUGCACGACGUUGCUUUCUGAAGAUUUGAAGCAAACACACACACAUUCUCCGAAACCAAGAAGUGCUGGUGAUUUUCUAAUCGGAACAAGGAGUCCUCUCUAGCAUUCAAAGCCGAGUUCGAGAGGUAAAUAGUCUGGCCUCUAUCACGGAGACGGUGCGAUUUGAGAACAUCGAUGUUGCGAAGGAGGUGCUGAACCAAAAAGCGUUCGCUUUGGACAGGAUCCUCGAGAUGGAACCGGACUUCCUAGUCGAGGAAGGAACAGAGCACGUCCACGAUGAAAGCAUUUCUUCUGUUUUAUGGAGUAAUAGGUAGGUCAUUUCUUGAUGCAUCUAAUCGAUAGAGAGCGACAAUCAUGUAGACCUUCUACUUCUAAUCUUCGGCCUCGACAUCCUCGGCGAAUGCGAACUCGACCUUUUGAAUCGGUGGAUGGGCAGUCUACUCAAAGAGAAGGGCAUUGAUAUUUUUCGCAUGAAGGGAGUGAUUGCGAUCCGAAACUGCGCAGAAAAAUUUGUUUUCCAAGGCAUCCAUAUGAUUUUUCAAGGCGAAAAACAGGAUGGGUGCGUUUGUUAUGAGAAGAAAGAUGUAAAGUUGAAAUUGUAAGUAGUUGGUCUAAUGAUUGGAGGUUUUAGAUGCAUGCUGCGUUUAGAUUGGGUAUCUACUUGUAGAUUUUCAAAAUUUUCCGCAUGUUGCCUACUCGAAAAAGAAGAACUAUUUUUUAGUGAAGCAACCACAGGCCGCAACUCGAAAAAGAAGAACUAUUUUUUAGUAAGAAGCAAUUAAGAGAAACCUCCCCAUCCCCACGAGACCGAUUUCAUCCUUCGGCGCCCGAUGAAAAAAGACGCAACCGGGUAGUCUUCAUCGGUCGCAACCUUGACCGAGAGGAAUUGCACAAUGGUUUUACCAGUUGCUUGGCACAACUACCUGAACAAUCGUCAAUGGGCGGGCUAGUUGUACUAGAAGGUGAAGGAGCCCCUUCCGAAGGGAAGCACUGUAGUCCUCAAAAUAUGGAAUUGGAACAUUUCCUCAGUUGCGGUGAAGAAGACGGGGAGAUCUAUCUCUAGUCUAGAUCUUUCUAAAGAAAAACCACUUGAGUACUUCUUGGCUGACAGAUAAUGUUGCGUUGAUGCAUGUUAGUCUAUGAACAAAGAACUGAUUAAAUGAUAUUACCGUUUCCACCUUGUACCCCGAUAGUUUUAAGAUUAGGAACACUGCUAGAUGAUGUCAUUUUCAAGGUAAAUUUGAAUGUUUUUUUUUCUACAACAACACGAAUUAUACCUGUGGCAAUAUUGGCAACAUGAGGAGUUCCACGUAGCGCACUGUUAUUACAUGUACUUCUGACAGAAGAUGAAAAAGAGCCCGUUUUUCGUAGAUGGCAAUUUCAUCAUGGAAUGACCCGACCUGAUAUGGUCGUUUACUGCGACGAACAAAGCU